Molecule: messenger RNA, 7088 nt
Organism: Drosophila elegans
Lineage: Eukaryota; Metazoa; Arthropoda; Insecta; Diptera; Drosophilidae
Gene: ec
Exons: 6
Coding region: 610-5940 (1776 amino acids)
Biological process (GO): protein deubiquitination
Molecular function (GO): cysteine-type deubiquitinase activity
Source: RefSeq, a predicted model, not a curated record
CUCUCGAAAGCGAACGGUCGUGGCUCGCUCCCGGUUUCUAAGUUGUUCUUGUGCUUGUGACUUUGUUUGCAUUUGCACACUAUCUUUGUGUUUGCUCUUGCAUUUGCGUUUGCGCCGUUGCCACACAAUUGUUUUUGUUGACGUGCGCGCGUGUGUCUUUGCGACUUUGUUUGCUUUUGUGGACCUAAAAUCACUUGUUGCUAAAUGCUUUUUCCCUUUUUGGUUACGAUUUGGCCAAAAGAGAGAGAUGAAGGAGAAAAACAAAUAGUGGCCGCUAGUUGAGUUUUGUUUGUGUUUGCUGAGAGUUUUUUUUUGUGGUUUUUUGUUCAAGUGAAAGCGUGUGAAAAGUGGCCAACGCACUCUCUUUUUGGCUCUCUUUUGGCAAGUUAACUGCGGACCCCGACACUCCAGCGAUAUCCAUAUCCACAUCCAUAUCCUGCCUUGCGGCCAACCCAACGCUUCCGGUCAACAUGCAACCGCAAUUGUUGCAUCGCCGCAGCCUCCGUCCUUCAUCGCUAUUAUCUUCAUUAUCAGCAUCACCAUCAGCAUUAUUAUCAUCGCCAUCGUUUUAGCCACAGGUGUAGAUCACAGCAUCAGCACCAUUUUUGAAUGUCAACCAGGAGUGGACGCAGAAUGACCACUCCGGGCACACUAUAUCGGUUGGCCAGUGGUGCCGCCACACCUGCCACGCCCACCAACAGCCAAUACGCCCAGCCGCCCAAGCCAUAUGCCAUUGGCUCGAUCCAGAACGGAUCGGAACGGAAUCGCCUGCUGGAGCUGCUGCGAGCCCCCAACAGUUUGACCUCGCCCAGUUUGGAACCCUCCUCCAAAGGACUGCUCAAUGGACCCGGCCAGAACAACUGCUUCCUCAACUGUGCCGUUCAGGUCUUGUGGCACCUGGACGCCUUUCGACGAUCGUUUCGCGGCCUAAAUCAGCACGUUUGCGGUGGCCAAGACUGCAUCUUCUGCGCUCUAAAGGAACUGUUUCAGCAACUGCAGACCAGUUCGGAGCCGGCCCUGUGUCCGGAGCCACUGCGUCGGGCCUUGGCCAGCGGUCCCCUCGCAGGACGUCGAUUCCCGCUGGGCUGCCUGGGCGAUGCCGCCGAGUGCUUCGAGCUGCUGCUCCAUCGCGUCCACUCGCACAUUUCGCCGGACGAUGGCGACUCCUGCGAGUCCUCCGCCUGCAUCGCCCACCGGAGGUUCGCCAUGCGGGUCAUCGAGCAGAGCGUCUGCAAGUGCGGCGCCAACUCCGAGCAGCUGCCCUUCACCCAGAUGGUGCACUAUGUAUCCGCCUCGGCCUUGACCUCCCAGAAGAGUCUGGCGCUGCAGUCGCAUCAGCAGCUGAGUUUUGGCCAACUUUUGAGGGCGGCUGGCAACAUGGGCGACAUACGCGAUUGUCCGAACACCUGUGGCGCGAAGAUAGGCAUUUGCCGGGCCCUGCUCAACCGACCGGACGUGGUGUCGAUCGGCAUCGUGUGGGACUCGGAGCGGCCGGCCGCGGAGCAGGUGCACGCCGUGCUGAAGGCAGUGGGCACCAGCCUGCGCCUGGGCGACGUCUUCCACCAGGUCAGCGAGCAGCGGUGGGCGCAGCAGACGCAGCACGAGCUGGUGGGCAUUGUGUCCUACUACGGCAAGCACUACACCACCUUCUUCUUCCACACCAAGCUGAAGGUGUGGGUCUACUUCGACGACGCCAACGUCAAGGAGGUGGGUCCCAGCUGGGAGGGCGUGGUGGACAAGUGCAGUCGGGGCCGCUACCAGCCCCUGCUGCUCCUCUACGCGGUGCCCCAGCAGCCGUCUCCCAUGGAGCACCCCUCCGCGGCCCUGGCUGCCCCAGUCCGACGGGCGGUGACGCCCAGCCCGGAGAAGCCCAGUCUGGGCACCACGCGACGGGCCAUCACACCCACGCCGCUGAGGACGCCCGCCAACGACUACCAGAACCUGAGUGUCAUCCAGAAGACCAUCUUCCCGCCGCCGCUGCCGCCGCCGCCGCCGCUGGGCAGCGACGAAACGGAUGCCUACAUCAGCCGCAAGACAGUGGAGCACGUGCUCAGCGCCCAGUACCAGAAUCUGAGUGUGAUCCAGGACAAGAUUGGAGGUACUGCUGCAGCUGCAGCUGGCACUGCACAAAAUGGAGACAAGGAGGGCGGCUUUCUCAGCCGCAAGCCCAUGGAGGCGGUGCUGAGUGCCCAGCUGGCCAGGCGGCAGCACCUCCAGCUGCAGCGGAGCCACAGCGCCGAGUCCAGCUCCAACGGCAGUUCGCCACCCAGCGACGGGUUGACCAUGCCGGAGCACUUGAACCAGCCACGUCGCCGGGACUCGGGCAACUGGUCGGGGGAUCGGAACAGUGCCAGCUCGGCCAGCUCCACCACGCUGGACAAUCCCUACCUGUACAUGGUGGCCAAGAGGGGUGCUAAUGGCAGUGGUGGUGCCGGUAACGGAGUGGUGGGCGCCGUGCCGCAGAGUCCCACGCGGCACGGCCUGCCCUACGAUCCCGGCUACGACUCGUUCUCGCUGAGCUCUACGGACUCGUAUCCGCCCAAGCACGCGCUCAAUCCGCAGCUGGCCAAGAUCCCCGAGGCGGGCCACGGCCACGGUGGCUCCAACGGCGGCCUGGCGCUGUCGGGCGACUGCGAGAAGCUCUGCCACGAGGCGGACCAGCUGCUGGAGAAGUCGCGCCUGGUGGAGGAGUCGCACGACCUGGAGACAGCCCUGGUGCUCUGCAACGCGGCCGCGGGCAGGGCCAGGGCCGCCAUGGAUGCCCCCUAUAGCAAUCCGCACACCAUGACCUUUGCCCGCAUGAAGCACAACACGUGUGUGAUGCGGGCCAGGAGCCUGCACCGCCGCAUCCUGCUGGAGAAGGGGGCCGAGGCGGAGGCCAUGCCGGAGCUGAAGCACAUGCGCGAUGGCAGCAUCGGCAGUGUGAAGCACGUGCGCCAGAACAGCAAGGAUCGCACCUUGGACAAGGAGCAGCUCCACCAGCAGCUCCACCAGCAGGUCCAUCAGCAGGUGCAUCAGCAGAUCCAUCAGCAGAUCCCCAUCCCGGCCAGCAUUGAGAUCUAUGCCACGCUGCCCAAACGCAAGAGUCCCCUGAAGGCACUGGCCACCGCCUCAGCCGCCGCCGCCGCCUGCGAUGACAACCUCAUCGAGUACGAGCAAAUGGAGAAGCAGGUGGCGUCCAGUCCGGGCAAGCCGGAGCGGGAAAGCCGCUCCCUGUUCGGCAGGAGGGAUAAGGACAAGGACAAGGAUAAGGAGAAGGAUAAGGACAGAGAGAAGGAGAAGCGCAGUCGCAGCGAGGAUCGGCACAAGCUGACACGCGAGUUCUCGCUGACCGAGACGCUGCUCGUCAACGCCAAGGACACGCUGAAGAAGCACAAGGAGGACAAGGACGAGAAGAAGGAGAAGGACAAGAGCGGCAAGAAGCAGCACAAGAUCAGGCGCAAGCUGCUGAUGGGCGGACUGAUACGCCGCAAGAACCGCUCCAUGCCGGACCUCACCGAGGCAGCAGCCGACGAGGCGGUGUCCAGUGGCAGUGCCCACUUGAGCCACCACCACCACUCCCAUCAUGGUGGUGUCCACUAUGGCAGCCCCAAUGGCGUCGGCGGCGGCAGUGUGACCCUGGAUGACAGUGCCGUGGGCCUGGGCCAGCAGAAUGGCCACCUGAGCGGCCUGAGCGGCUACAUAUCGGAGGGGCACUUUGACUAUGCCACCGGAGCCAGGGAAUCGGGCGGCGGUGGCGGUGGUUCGCAGUCCGGCAGCAACCCCAAUCCGAACCUGGAGCGCAGCAAGCUGAUGCGCAAGAGUUUCCACGGCAGCGGCAGGCAGCUGACCAUGGUGCCCAAGGUGGCGCCACCGCCGCCCAUGCGCACCAGUUCCACGUUGACGCCCCAGCAGCAGCAGCAGCAGCAGCAGUUCCACCACGAGGCCAACUUGUCCAAUCUGUCGGCCAUGAGCUCGAACACCUCGAUCAGCGAGCAGGACUCCUGCCAGACGAUCAUCACCACCUGUGCCCAGGUGCACUCCGAGCAGAGUCCCCUGAAGGAUCUGCAGAUGCUGGGAGCGAGCGAGGAGCUGCCCCUGCCACUGGCACUGGCUCCUAUGGAACUGCCCCCGUAUCCCAGUCCGCCGCACUCCGCCUGCCACUCGCGACAGGCGAGCGAGGAUUUCCCGCCGCCACCGCCGCCGGAACUUGACUUGGAGCCGCUCAACCAGCAGCUGCACCAGCUGCAGGCCCUGGAGGCGGCCAGCAAGCACCAGCGGCAGCAGUUGGACAGCCUGGAGGGCACCACCAGCAUCCUGGCCCAGCUGCAGCAGCGACAGCACCUGCUGAAGAUGCGCAAGGAGCAGCAGCAGGUGGCGGGGGGCUCCGGCUCCUCGGAUGGCUCCACCUGGCUGAAGCAGGCCAACGAUCUGCGGGCCAUGCAGCGCAAGCUGGAGGCCUCCUCGCCCGCUAGCGUCAGGGAUCUGGCCCACCGCUUCGAGCAGCCCACCUCCAUCCGCUCCUAUGCCUCGCAGGAGCUGCUCAGCCAGCCCAGUCAGCAGGCGGGACAACUGCGCACCCAGAUGAACGGACUGCCCAGUGGCAAGCUGGAGGUGGACGAGGUGGACUCGGUGCGGACUGCACACCAGAUGCUGCCGAAGCCCAAGUACGAGAUGAGCCAGUCGCAGAUAGCCGAGGAGAUGCGCGAGGUGGAGCUGCUGAACAGCAUGGUGCAGCAGUCGUUGGCCCUGCCCAAGCGGGUGAAGAAGAAGAGCGUCUCCUUCUGCGACCAGGUCAUCCUGGUGGCCACUGCGGGCAACGAGGAGGACGACGACUUCAUACCCAAUCCCAUACUGGAGAGGGUUCUGCGCACGGCCCAGCACCCCAACGAGAAGGUCACCGCCCAGAUGAUCCAGCAGCAGCAGCAGAAUGUGCUGCGUCUGCAGACGGAGGCGCAGCCGCGACAGCAGCAACUGCAGCAGCAGUUGCAGCAGCAGCUGCAACAGCAAUUGCAACAGCAACAGCAACAGCAGCAGCAGCAACCAUCGCCCAUGUUGGGCAGACCAGCGGCAGCCACGCCCACAGAUAUGCAGCGUUAUGUGCAGAGGAUGCAACAACAACAGCAGCAACAGCAGCAACAGCAGCAACAGCAGCAGCAGCAGCAACAGGAGCUGUACCGCCAGCAACAGCAGCAACAUCGCACUAGUAUGAGCGGCAUAGCCAGCCAGCAACACUUGCAACAGCUGGAUGCACAGUACACCACCAUGCCACGCCCCCUGCAUCAUCCACAACUCCUGGCCCAAAGCUAUUCCGUGCAGUUGCAGAAGCACCAGCAACUGCAGCAGCAGCAACUGCAGCAACAGCAACAGCAGCAACAGCAGCAACAGCAACAGCAGCAACAGCAACAGCAGCAACAGCAAAGCCCCCAACUCAGUUUGGCCUACUUCAGCAAUGGCAAUGUGGCAGCCACCGAGCAAGUGCCGCUGCCUUCGCCUUACCAGCGAGUGCCCCUGCCGCAUGGCUACUACCCGCUGCAGCAGCAGCAGCAGCAACAGCAACAGCAACUGCAGCAGCAACUGCAACAGCAGCAGCAUCAACAGCAACAGCAACAGCUGAUGGCCAAGCCAGUGCAGAAGAAGGUGAGCUUUGAGCCGGGAACCAAGGGCGAAGCCGAUAUACUGCCGCCACCACCGCCGCCGCCUCAGAAGAACGGAUUGCCAGAGGCGGCACUAGGAUCUCCAGGAGCAGGAGCAACAACAAUAGCAGCCACUGGAACAGCAACAGCGACAGCAGGAACCGCCAUCACCGCCAUACCCACCCGCGUCUACAACAAUGCCAUUGUGAAGGCCUCGGCCAAGGCCGUCGAGUGCAACUUGUGCCGCAAGCGGCAUGUGAUUGCGCCGGCGGUGUACUGCACCAACUGCGAGUACUACCUGCAGAUGCUGAACCAGCGCAGAUGAUAGACGGAUGAACGCUGCUACACGGCCACAUCGCUCUAGUGCAACUCUCUAGCCGUACAUGGAACCUGUUAAUCUCAAGCAAUGCAUUGCUGCCACGUCGCCCAUAAGGAUCCGCCAAGGAUGUACAUAGCAUGGUUACAAAUCUUAGCAUAUAAGAGCGAACGGAGCGGACGGAGCUGCGCCAGGCAUCGAGACUCUAAGGCGGAACGCAAGCGGAGGGAAACCCGCAGUCACAGUCCUUCUAUGGUUCCACAUGAGAAGUUGCCGCUGUGACAGCCAGACCACCCAAUCACCCACCCACAAUCACCAGCCAAUGUCCCCAAGCACACGCACACAAGAAUAUUGUACACUUCCAUCCGCACAUACACAUAUACUUGCCCCGGAGGACUUGAGCUGCUUGGGUUGUAGACGAUGCAGAGGCUUUCAAUUUCAAAUGGCUCAAAUGCAGUCGGAAAACCACUUUCUUGGUUAAAGGAACAAUGGGGACUAAACAUAGCCUUAAAAUGAGCCAAACAUGUCUGAUUAGUAGCAAAAUUGACCUAAGGCCACUGCAUCGUUUACAACCAACAGCUCAAUGCCACCAGUCGCCCCAUUGGACAUCGAUCGCUUGACUAAUUGCAUUCCAAGAUACUAAAACACCCACGAUGCCUGGCCAGCCGUUCGCUUUAACUAAUCGAUUUUUGAUUUUUAAUUUUCGAUUUUUAAUUAAUUUUUUUAUGUUGUAUCUACGUGUAGGGAUAACAAGUGUUUUCUCUGUGUGUGACGCCAGCAGUUCGAAACUCGGUCGCUGAGCUUCCUUGUGCGUGCUGUUGUCCAACGACUCACGCAUUCCAUUUUUUUUUACAUUUUUUUAUAGUUAAAGCAUUUAUUCAUUUUUUUUUUACAAUUUUCGAACUUAAUUAGGCUAAGAAUAUGUGAGCAACUUUUUGUGUCUUAUGCAUUUAAACGAUUCCGUGUAUUUAUAGUGUUAAUACUACUUUUACAAUUUAUACAUACUUAUCUAAAGAUAGUAUAUAUUUUUAUGAUACAAUGAUUUAAAAAAGAUGAUUUCUAUUUGCAGUAUACAAGCAGCGAGAAAAGAGAUGUCAAGGCAUCCACAAAAAUGGUAAAAUAAUAUUUUUUCUAAAUAAAUGAAUACAUAAAAUAAA